Molecule: messenger RNA, 984 nt
Organism: Lobosporangium transversale
Lineage: Eukaryota; Fungi; Mortierellomycota; Mortierellomycetes; Mortierellales; Mortierellaceae
Product: uracil-DNA glycosylase-like protein
Exons: 3
Coding region: 1-984 (327 amino acids)
Biological process (GO): base-excision repair; base-excision repair, AP site formation via deaminated base removal
Cellular component (GO): nucleus; mitochondrion
Molecular function (GO): uracil DNA N-glycosylase activity
Source: RefSeq, a predicted model, not a curated record
AUGAGCCAGGCCAAGCGACCACUUGAUUCCGCUGGUGAUGAUGCAAGUGCAUCUAAGCGUCUCAAUGCCGGAAAAUCGGCGUCCUCAGCCCCUACUAAACAGACAUCCUUGUUAGACUGGGCAAUUAAACCUAAGGCCCCUGCAGCGACGAUUGCCAGCGAUAAUACCACGGCUACUACUGAUGCAUCCUCCAGCACUGAAACCGAGGAGUCAUCAUCUGCUUCGUCGUCUAAGCCACGGCCUGAUAUCCUUCAAGGCCUUCCUGGUGAUAAAAAGGCUCUGUUGAAACUUGAGCAAGAGACUAUAGAUCCAACAUGGCUGCGUGCGCUCCAAAGUGAGUUCACUAAGCCUUACUUCAUCGAGCUGAAGAAGUUUUUAAUGAAAGAGGAGAUUAGCGGACAGAAGAUCUUUCCCCCAAGAGCCGACAUUUAUAGUUGGUCUAGAUUUACUCCUCUGCCUCUUGUGCGCGUUGUGAUCUUGGGUCAAGAUCCAUAUCACGGAGAUGGCCAGGCCCAUGGACUGUGCUUUAGUGUUAAAAAGCCUGUCCGACCGCCUCCUUCGCUUCUCAACAUGUUCAAGCUUCUUGAAAAAGAUGUGCCAGGUUUCCAGAUCCCUGAUCAUGGUUAUUUGGAGUCAUGGGCCCGUCAAGGAGUGUUGAUGGUCAACGCUGCUAUGACAGUACGUGCUCACCAGGCUAACUCACAUAAAGGGCGAGGUUGGGAAAAAUUGUUGGAUGCUGUUAUCAAGAUAGUCAGUGAUCAACGCCGAAAUGUAGUGUUCUUAAUGUGGGGUAAAGAUGCACAGAAUCGUGGUACACUUGUGGAUAAGAAAAAGCACUUGGUAUUGCAGAGUGUUCAUCCUUCUCCUCUUAGCGCGCAUCGUGGUUUUUUUGACUGCAAUCAUUUUUCAAAGGCAAACAAGUAUUUAGAGGAACAUGGCCAGAAACCCAUCAACUGGAACAGCCUUAUUGACGACAAAUCGUAA